AUAGUAUAAAAUCUCCUUCACACAAUCAUACAAAAACAGGAUUUUAUGAGUUAUUUCAUAAAAACACUGAGGAAAGUAUAACAUGUAUGGUAUUUUUAAAUGAGUAAAAAAUCUACUUUACUUUAAGUAAGUAAAAAACAGGUCUUUGCAUUAAAAAAUUUUACUCAAACCCUACAUCUCCUGCUUGCUGGUCUUGAAAAAUGUUUCGUUACAAUAUUUUAAAACUACAAGAAAUUCCAAGAAAAACAAGUUUUAAUAUAGACAGAACCAUGGGUCAGACAUUGUCCGAGCCAGUAACAGCCAAGGAGACAUCGUGCUGUGAGAAUGCUCUCUACAAGGUGGGCUCCAGUUGUAUGCAAGGUUGGCGAAUCAACAUGGAAGAUGCUCACACACACAUACUCUCCUUGCCGGAUGACCCGACCACUCCCUUCUUCGGAGUCUAUGAUGGGCACGGUGGUGCCAAGAUAGCCCAGUACGCAGGCAGACAUCUGCACAAGUACAUCAUCAAGAGGCCCGAAUAUCAGGAGGAGAACAGCAUAGUGGAUGCAUUACAGCAGGGGUUCCUUGCUCUGGAUGCUGCGAUGCAGGAGGAGGAGACACUCAAGGACGAGCUGGCAGGCACCACAGCUAUCUCCAUCAUCAUUAAGAACGAAAAACUGUAUUGUGCGAAUGUGGGUGACUCAAGGGCCAUUGCUUGUAUCGCUGGACAUGUGAAUCCUCUCUCUUUUGACCAUAAGCCGAGCAACGAGGACGAGGCCAAAAGGAUAAAUGCGGCUGGAGGUUGGGUAGAGCUGAACCGGGUCAAUGGUAACCUUGCUCUCUCCAGGGCUCUCGGUGACUUUGUGUUCAAGAAGAAUGAGAAAAAGAGGCCCGAAGAACAGAUAGUCUCAGCUUUCCCGGAUGUGACGGUGAAGGACAUUACUCCUGACUGGGAGUUUGUUGUGAUGGCAUGUGACGGCAUCUGGGACGUCAUGACCAAUGAGGAGGUGUCAGACUUCGUGAGACUGCGGGUGGGCACAGGGAUGGAACCAGAGAGUAUCUGUGAAGACCUGAUGACUCGUUGCCUUGCCCCCGAUUGCCAGAUGGGAGGCCUAGGCUGUGACAACAUGACGGUGGUCAUCAUCUGCUUUCUGAACAACAAACCGUACUCGGACCUCGUAGCCAGAUGUGCCGAGCCCGCCCGCCCCACUUAGCCCUCCACCGCCCUCCACUCCACCCACUCACUGUAAAUUCUUGUUAAUAGUGCAUUGUACAGUACCGUAUGACCACAUUCUUCAUUUUUGUAUAUAAGUAUUGCGAAUUUAUUUUAAUUAUGUGUAUUAUUUUUGUAAUUUUAAAUUGUUUCUUGUAUUUUAACGUAAUGACGACAUCAAAAAGUUUUAUACUAAAAAUUAACAAUAAAGUUUAACUUCUGUAUUCAGAAUUUGAUUUGA
Molecule: messenger RNA, 1433 nt
Organism: Homalodisca vitripennis (glassy-winged sharpshooter)
Lineage: Eukaryota; Metazoa; Arthropoda; Insecta; Hemiptera; Cicadellidae
Product: probable protein phosphatase 2C T23F11.1
Exons: 7
Coding region: 201-1193 (330 amino acids)
Biological process (GO): protein dephosphorylation
Molecular function (GO): protein serine/threonine phosphatase activity; cation binding
Source: RefSeq, a predicted model, not a curated record